UGCGUGCCGCGGGGGAUGCCGGGAGCGCGCAGUGGCGGCUCGGGCGGCGACGGCAGUAACAGCGGCGGUUACGACGGAGGCGCCAGCAGGGCGGUAACCGUGUGGGAGGUAGUCUCAUUCUUCGGGAAGCUGCUCGGUAUCGCCGCCGCGCUGAAGGUGCUUCUGUACCUGCUCCGGGUGUGCUUAGCGAUGGCCUGGAAAUCCGGCGGCGCCAGCCACUCGGAGCUAAUCCACAAUCUCCGCAAAAAUGGAAUCAUCAAGACCGAUAAAGUAUUUGAAGUAAUGCUGGCCACAGACCGCUCCCACUAUGCAAAAUGUAACCCUUACAUGGAUUCUCCACAAUCAAUAGGUUUCCAAGCAACAAUCAGUGCUCCACACAUGCAUGCAUAUGCACUAGAACUUCUGUCUGAUCAAUUGCAUGAAGGAGCUAAAGCUCUUGAUGUAGGAUCCGGAAGUGGAAUCCUUACUGCAUGUUUUACACGUAUGGUUGGACCUACUGGAAGAGUCAUAGGAAUUGACCACAUUAAAGAGCUAGUAGAUGACUCAAUAAAUAAUGUCAGAAAGGAUGAUCCAUCGCUUUUGACUUCAGGGAGAGUGCAGCUGGUUGUGGGGGAUGGAAGAAUGGGAUAUGCUGAAGAAGCCCCUUAUGAUGCUAUUCAUGUAGGAGCUGCAGCCCCAGUUGUUCCCCAGGCACUGCUAGACCAGUUAAAGCCUGGAGGAAGACUGAUAUUGCCAGUCGGUCCCGCAGGUGGAAAUCAGAUGUUGGAGCAGUACGACAAGCUCCAAGAUGGCACUGUCAAAAUGAAACCUUUGAUGGGAGUGAUAUACGUGCCUUUAACAGAUAAGGAAAAGCAGUGGUCCAGGAAUUCCAGUACUAUGUUGAAUAUAACUGGCAAGAGUGGGCAUCCUUGUCUUGAUCCUGAUCUUAGAGGAAAAGCUUUCAGCUUUUCACCGUUGAGUAUGAUGUUAGCUGUGGGCUUGUCAUGUAUGGCCUUUAUUAUGAUGAGGGACGAACUGUAAAAGCAACAUCAGCUCGACCAGUAUAUAAUAUUACAGUGGAUUUGCUCAUCUCAGUCCUCAAAGCUUUCUGAAAACCAACAGCAUCACAGCUUGUGUUGGACUUUGUUACACUAUUAUUUCCAGCAUGAAAAUGUGUGGUUUAAUAGAGUUGCUAAUAUUUCAAAGAGGCAGAGAAGCCAAAUUGUAGAGGAAGGAUGCAAAGUGUAAAUUUGUAUAUUAUUACUUUAACAUGCCCACAUUUUACUUUAAAAUGUUAAAAGAAGGGGUUCUGCAGAGUGGAAGACUUAGUUUGUGAAUUGAUUUUGAGGAGUGGUUUUUCUUAAACACUUAAUUCUGUUCUAAUAUUCAUCUGUCAGAUGACUGUGCAUCAGAUAACAGCACCAUUCACACUUUAAGAUUCUUGGUUUUGGAAUGUCUGUUAGAUGCUACUAAGAAAAUAGAGAUGAGCUUCCUUUUUUAAAGCUUUUGAUGUGGUGUCAUAGAAUAGCAUGUUGUAGAUACAAUCAGCUGCUUUGUUACCUUACAACUAAGCAUUUGUAAACAUUAAAACUGAAGAUGGCAGGUGAUGUCCUUUAACACACAGCUGUUCAGAUUGGGCAUAACUGACAUAGUUCUUCCUUUCUCUUUAAAAAUUAUAGGAUACUUGUAGCUCAAUAUUGUUUCUUCUCUGAUUUACUGCUAACAAUGUAUAUGAAUUUAACAUGCUGUGUAAGCUGUGUCCUAGUCACUGAACAGUUUAUGCAGUGCUGCUUUGCCAAAUAAAGUUACAAGUAAAAGAGG
This is a messenger RNA of Manis pentadactyla (Chinese pangolin), 1800 nucleotides long. It is a transcript of the gene PCMT1, whose product is annotated as protein-L-isoaspartate (D-aspartate) O-methyltransferase. Gene Ontology annotation, cellular component: cytoplasm. Gene Ontology annotation, biological process: protein modification process. The transcript is spliced from 9 exons. The record is from RefSeq and is a predicted model, not a curated record. The coding region runs from base 16 to 1020 and encodes 334 amino acids. Gene Ontology annotation, molecular function: protein-L-isoaspartate (D-aspartate) O-methyltransferase activity. Lineage: Eukaryota; Metazoa; Chordata; Mammalia; Pholidota; Manidae.